CCUCUAUCUCCUUCAUCCAUCUCGCUGCCGCUCUCUGCUUUUCAAUCCGGUGCUCUCCCUUCUCUCAAUCACGCAACCAUGGCGGCCCCUAAUACUGCUCCAUCUCGGGCUCUCUCCGCCAAGGAGCUAGACAUUCAGAUGAUGUUGGCUGCGGAGGUCCAUCUCGGAACCAAGAACUGUGAUUUCCAGAUGGAGAGAUACGUCUUCAAGCGCCGCAAUGACGGUAUUUACAUCAUCAAUCUUGGUAAGACAUGGGAAAAGCUGCAUAUGGCUGCCAGAGUUAUUGUUGGCAUUGAGAACCCUCAGGACAUGAUUGUCCAAUCUGCUAGGCCCUAUGGUCAGAGAGCUGUCCUGAAGUUUGCUCAGUACACUGGAGCUCAUGCCAUUGCUGGCAGGCAUACCCCUGGUACCUUCACUAACCAGAUGCAGACUUCCUUCAAUGAGCCUCGUCUCUUGAUCCUUACUGACCCAAGGACCGAUCAUCAGCCAAUCAAGGAAGCAGCGCUUGGAAACAUCCCCACCAUUGCCUUCUGUGACACCGACUCCCCCAUGAGAUACGUUGAUAUUGGCAUCCCUGCCAACAACAAGGGGAAGCACAGCAUUGGAUGCCUGUUCUGGAUUUUGGCACGGAUGGUUUUGCAGAUGCGUGGUACCAUCCCCCAGGGCCACAAGUGGGAUAUCAUGGUGGACCUCUUUUUCUACAGAGAACCUGAAGAAGCCAAGCCUCAGGAAGAGGAAGAAGUUGCUGUUGGUGUUGACUAUGCACUCCCCCCUGCUGAUUAUGGCCUAGCUUCCACCGAGUGGAAUACUCCCGGGGAUGCUCAGUGGACCGCUGACGCAGCUCAGCCGCCUAUUUCUGGUGUUCCAGCAGCAUACUAUCCUGAAGCUGCUGCGCCCAUAGGAGGCGACUGGGAAGCUGUUCCAGCUGUUCCUUCUCCGUUCCCUGUUGCUGCCGAAACAACAGCCACAGGCUGGGAAAAUUAGAAGAUGCUGUUAUUCUUGGUUGCAAUCGUUAGCAUUGAUCCGGCUGUUAUGUUACUUUGAACAUCAAGAGCUUCAAAGCACCAAGUUCUAGACAUGAAUAUUUUGUUUUAAAGCUAUUUUUUGUUUGUGUUCAGUAUGGAUAGUUGUAGAAUCCAAGCUUCCCGGAGGUUUUUUUGAUGAUGAAGUAAGGCUUUGAUAUGUUUCCUGAUGGCUAAAUUACUUCUUUGUUUAUCAAAAUCGAUUUUCUUUUUUCCUUGGUUGUCACCAAUUCUCUUAGUUUCGAAUUCGAAACUGGUUAUUAGCUGUCAGGUUUCGUUAAAUUCAUCCUAUGUGAUAGCUAGGUGGUUAACUGUAUUAGCGGUGAACAGUUAACCGGGCAUGGAAUCUGUAAUAGCUGGGUGGGUAAAAUACUUUGCUCCGUUAUGCUUAGAUGGAAUCGGUAAGAUACCGUCGGUAGCUUGGUAUUCGAUACCGGAAUUGAAAGGGCAAAUCGCAAAGUUGCAACCUCUCACCAACUCUACCUAAACGAUAAGAUACUGUUUUAGUAAUUACUAAUGAUUAAUAGCAAUAUUAUUUUCAAUGUCCGUCGCUCUCUCCAUUUGUCUAAGCUUACCAUAAAAGUGUCAUGAACCAGUUGAUCCCAAUAACUCGAGUUGUUGGGAGAGGUUCAAUCGUGGAUCAUAUACCACAACACUAACACGCCCCCUCAAACGAAAGCCACUCACAAGGGCUUGAAAUUUGCACAGGUCUGAAGACAAGAAUACCAUGUGCUUAACAAAUGGGGGUCACCGAGAAUCGAACACAAGACCUCUCGGUCACAGAAGGCUCUGAUACCAUGUCAAGAACCAGUUGCUCCCAAUAACUCGAGUUGUUGGGAGAGGUUCAAUCGUGGAUCAUAUACCACAACACUAACAAAAAGUACGAUGAGUCACGCCACAUGAUCGCUCCUCGACUCCAAACACGGUCGUCGUCUUCCUCCAAACUCUCCAAAUGACAACCAAAAGCUCCCUUCCAAACCCGUCGGAAACCGCCUCUCCACCAUAAAUCGUUGGAAAUCACCUCCCCAUCAGACCGAGUUCGAAUCAGCAGUCUUCUCCAACUCUUCUUCUCCCAAUUGCCCAAAAAAAUUUACAUCGCCCUUUGCUCAGCAUACCAUGUCAUUUUGUAACGAAUAUUUAUUUGGUACCUAUCUUUGCACUUGGCCUGCAGAGGUUUGACACGUAUAUCUGGUUGGGCUUGAAUCAAAUGCUUUCGGUGUCAAAAAUAACAUCUACGUCAAGUUGGCGAUGAUCCUUCAGUUGAGUCGUGUUGCUACGAGAAUGUGUCAAAUCCGCCUUUUUACAAUCUCCGCCAGAAUCUUUUGAGACGACCUGAGCCAUCCAUGUCAGUUGCUCUCCUUGUAGUUGUAGCAUUUCACCUUCUAAAGUUUUACAGUUGACUCUACCACUCUAAUUUGAAAGUUACAUCCCAUCGCAUAAAGCUUCAUGGCCCUUUGUACAACUUUUUUUGAACAAAAAAUCUUGCCAAUGCAGAACCCUUGACGACUUCCUAGUUCAUCAUUCAUAUGUCCAUAAGAGUCGAUUCUCAUGUAGUUGUCAUAGUAUUCCGGGAGCACAAAAUAAUGUGAUGCAGGAACAUAAAUUUGAUGGAGCAACAUCUCCUUCGAUCACAAUUCAGUGCUCAUCUUUAUCGACAAUUCGACAUCCUCGUCAUCAGCCUCGUCAUCAUUGUCCUCGUCCAUAUGAUCAUCUGUCUCACUAGGAGCACAUAAUGUCUCGUCCUCCUCCUCUAGAUGACUAGUAAACUCUACACAUAUCUCAACAAACUCAUCGCGAAUUGGAUUUUGUUCCAUAAAAUAUGUUAUCUAUCAUAUCACCAUAGUGAUAAAUUUACCAUUUACUU
Molecule: messenger RNA, 2886 nt
Organism: Linum trigynum
Lineage: Eukaryota; Viridiplantae; Streptophyta; Magnoliopsida; Malpighiales; Linaceae
Source: the annotation of a GenBank genome assembly